GCGACACACCGAGUGCGCCGGGGGCAGCCAUGGCGGACGGUCCGGUGGCGGACGUGCUGCUGCGGCGGCUGGAGGCGGCCGAUGGCGGCCUGGACAGCGCGGAGCUGGCGGCCGAGCUGGGCGUGGAGCACCAGGCCGUGGUGGGCGCCGUGAAGAGCCUGCAGGCGCUGGGCGAGAUCAUCGAGGCUGAGCUGCGCUCCACCAAGCGCUGGGAGCUCACUGCCGAGGGCGAGGAGAUUGCCCGGGAGGGCAGCCAUGAGGCCCGGGUGUUUCGCAGCGUCCCCCCGGAGGGCCUGGCCCAGAGCGAGCUCAUGCGACUGCCCAGCGGCAAGGUGGGCUUCAGCAAGGCCAUGUCCAACAAGUGGAUCCGCGUGGACAAGAGCGCGGCCGACGGGCCCCGGGUGUUCCGAGUGGUGGACAGCAUGGAGGAUGACGUGCAGCGGCGGCUCCAGCUGGUCCGGGGCGGGCAGGCCGAGAAGCUGGCUGAGAAGGAGAGGAGCGAGCUCAGGAAGAGGAAGCUGCUGACUGAAGUGACCCUGAAGACCUACUGGGUGAGCAAAGGCAGCGCCUUCAGCACCAGCGUCUCCAAGCAGGAGGCGGAGCUGAGCCCCGAGAUGAUCUCCAGCGGCUCCUGGCGGGACCGGCCCUUCAAGCCCUACAACUUCUCGGCGCACGGCGUCCUCCCUGACAGCGGCCACCUGCACCCGCUGCUCAAGGUCCGCACCCAGUUCCGGCAGAUCUUCCUGGAGAUGGGGUUCACCGAGAUGCCGACCGACAACUUCAUCGAGAGCUCCUUCUGGAACUUCGACGCGCUCUUCCAGCCGCAGCAGCACCCGGCGCGUGACCAGCACGACACCUUCUUCCUGCAGGAUCCAGCCGAGGCCCUGCAGCUCCCAAUGGACUACGUCCACCGCGUCAAGCGGACCCACUCUCAGGGCGGCUAUGGCUCGCAGGGGUACAAGUACACCUGGAAGCUGGAUGAGGCCCGGAAAAACCUCCUGCGCACGCACACCACGGCAGCCAGUGCCCGUGCCCUCUACCGCCUGGCCCGGAAGAAGCCCUUCACGCCCAUCAAGUACUUCUCCAUCGACCGCGUGUUCCGCAACGAGACUCUGGACGCCACACACUUGGCGGAGUUCCACCAGAUCGAGGGCGUGGUGGCUGACCACGGCCUCACCCUGGGCCACCUCAUGGGCGUCCUGCGGGAGUUCUUCACCAAGCUGGGUAUCACGCAGCUGCGCUUCAAGCCUGCCUACAACCCCUACACGGAGCCCAGCAUGGAGGUGUUCAGCUACCACCAAGGCCUGAAGAAGUGGGUGGAGGUUGGGAACUCCGGGCUCUUCCGCCCAGAGAUGCUGCUGCCCAUGGGGCUCCCCGAGAACGUGUCCGUCAUCGCCUGGGGCCUCUCCCUGGAGCGCCCCACGAUGAUCAAAUAUGGCAUCAACAACAUCCGGGAGCUGGUGGGCCACAAGGUGAACCUGCAGAUGGUGUACGACAGCCCCCUGUGCCGCCUGGACGCCGAACCGGGGCCCCCGCAGACACAGGAGGCUGCGUGACAUGGGCCACCCUGGACAGGCCACCCUCCCCAAGCCCGUGCUGCCCAGCUCGUCUGCAUCCCUGCCAGUGACCCCAUGUAUUUAUGAGGCCUCUGUGAGGCCAUCCCCCACCCCUGGCAUCUCCUCUUCCCCACCCGCCCCAGGGUCCCAGGGGCAGGGGAGCAGGUAGCAGGUGUGUGUGGUCGUCCACCUAGGAGGGCGGGCCCUGGGAGCCCUGUGGGCCGGCCGCUGCCUAAUAAAGUGGGCACUUGCCCUCAUCUGGUACCCUCCUUUAGGGGUGGAGGGGUGCUGGGGCCCGGGUACGAGGGGUGCUGGCUUGGGGUCUUGGAUCCUCAGCAGCUCCUGGCCAGCCUGAGCCAGAUCCCCUGGGGAAGACUAGCUCCAUCGUGCAUUUCCUGGUCCCCUGCUGGUGCCAGGUCCUCUUCCAGGUGACCAGAACAGAACUCCCUACCCCUGUGGAAGGGGCAUUUGGGAGGGGGAGGCCAGGGCGGGUGUCAGGGCCCCGUGAACCAGGAUUCCCGCUAACUGGUGGCAGCCAGGUGUGGGUGGGGGGCAAGCUAAGCUUUUAAAAGCUGCCUUUUUUCCCCCCAAAAGAGCAGAUUUAGGUUCACAGCAAAAUUGAGCAGAAGGUACAGAGAUUGCCCAUAUAUCCCCUGCUCCUCCAUGCAUAGCCUCCCCUACCAUCCACAUCCCCACCAGAGUAGGAUGUUUGUUACCAAGGAUUAACCCUCCUGGACAUGUCAUGAUCCCGCAGAGGCCGGAGCUGACGUGAGGGCUCCCUCUUGGUGGUGUCUGUUCUGUGGGUUUGGACAAAUGUGUAAUGACACGUGUCCACCGUUAUAAUACCAUCUGGAGUAUUUCAUGCCCUCGAAGUCCUCUGUGCCCUGUCUAUUCAUCCCUCCUUCCUCCCCCUAAAAAGCUGCUCCUGUAAAAAAAAAUUCCCGUAAGGAUUUCACGUGAGCCCAGAACGCAGGGCUGAGGUGGACAAAGCUCCGGGAACCCGCUAUCCACAUUGAACAGUGAGCGGGGUCUCGCACCUGUUUCUGCGGGAAUAUUUUGAAGCAGCCUGGGCGCCAUAUCACUCACCGCGUGUCUCCAGGGGCUUUUGGGACUGUGGACAGCUUCUCACUCAGCGGUGGCGCGCAGCACGGUCCAUAGGCUCUGCUGCUCCCAGCGCCUGUGGGGACCGAUCUCCCGAGGGCUCCUCAGUCCCAUCUUUUUUCUUUGUUUCAAACAAAAUAAUUCAGUCAUACAGAAGGAUAUUCGUGCAGUAACUGCACUUCCUAAGUGCCAGCGGUGUUCAUGAGCCGAAGACUUGGCAAUGAAGCUGAUGCAGGUCCCUCCCCUCGGGAGCUGCCACGGGGGGGUGGAUGGGGCCCAGGAGACAUGACAGCAGAGAAACAAAUGGAGUGGGGCGGGGGGCGGUGACGGCCACACAGGAAAGUACAGGCAGGUGAAGUGUAUCCAAUACAUAAAGCGUAAUACAGUAAACACCCAGGAAUCCACCCCCAGUUCAAUCGAAUCUGAGCGUUGACUGUAUAUGUUUUGGAUCUGUCACUUUAGAUUUGUGUGACAAAUGGUUUGACGACCCUAUGGGCUUGUCCUAGUUCCUUUUGUCCCCACCCCACUAAAGUUGCCCCCUACUGAAUUAGUGUUGAUCAUUUUCAUGUGUUUCUAAACGUUUGCUACUUACAUGUUACUUUAGCAAGACAUGGCUUCAUUUUGCAUGUUUGCAGAAGCCAUACAAACCGUGCACCAGAAAAAUCACCCUGCAUCUUGGGUGUUGCUUUCGUUUUGGUUGUGGGCGUGUGUCUUUAUGUGUGCACGCCAGUGAGUCUUCGCGAUUCCUGUCCGUGGGUGAUCUGAGAUCUUCAAAUGUGAUGCUGUGGGAAGAUGCAUUUUGUUUAACUUGUGGCUUUGCCACAAGAUACUAAUGUUAACUACCGUUUAUUAAAUUCUUAAAGUGUUACAGAUGUUUA
Molecule: messenger RNA, 3535 nt
Organism: Equus quagga
Lineage: Eukaryota; Metazoa; Chordata; Mammalia; Perissodactyla; Equidae
Gene: FARSA
Product: phenylalanyl-tRNA synthetase subunit alpha
Exons: 13
Coding region: 30-1556 (508 amino acids)
Biological process (GO): phenylalanyl-tRNA aminoacylation
Cellular component (GO): cytosol; cytoplasm; phenylalanine-tRNA ligase complex
Molecular function (GO): tRNA binding; ATP binding; phenylalanine-tRNA ligase activity
Source: RefSeq, a predicted model, not a curated record